GUCAGGCGUGUCUACAAAAAUUCACGCUAUGCCUGGAUACUUAAUCCAAGUAUCAAGAAUCUGUCCUGUGGCAGUGCAUCGAUCCUGAGUGACGGGGGCUGAGACUGAGUACACUCAAUCUUCGAAGCUCAAAUAAAACAAAACCAGACAAAAAAGUUGCCCUCGAUAAAGAAAAGAUGUAUCGAAGUCGGGAAGUCAAUGUUUUAUCCUUAGACAGUGCAGAUCGCAGCAUCGAAUCCCUUCGAUCACAAACACGCAAAAGGCCCAAACUGAAAAUUGCUGUUUAUGACGAGAGUACAAAAUUAAUCGUUCACUAUAAUGAAAACUUUUCUGCAAUCUAUCAUCAUGAUAUUUGGCUUAUUCCUUUCAUGAAGUCUGCUCUUCAUAGUGGCCAUUCUCUAGUCUUUUUGUUUUCUCGGAUGGCGCAAGAAAAGCAGCGGUAAUGCAGUAGCGGCUGUAUAUUUUUUACACUAGAAUUGUUUUAAUAUUCAGAGCAUCGCGAAUGUGAAUCAUGAAUAGAUCCAAAGCGAGCUUCUCUUUCAAUACAGUAAAUGAAAUCGUCUGCUAGUGGCAUCACCGUUCCGCCGACCGGUGGAACAAUGAUGAAGACCACCAUGUUCCUGGAGGGUGUCUCAGAAGACACCGGUGACGUCACUAUGAACGUCGAUGAUUUUGACGCCACGGCUGCUUCUGGCGAUGACCUAUUUGGAGACGUGCAAAUGAAACGAACGCCAACGGAUGUUGCACGCGUGGAUGACCCUGCACGGGGGAUGAAGCCUCUCGUGCCCAAGAGUGUGGAGGAGCAAAAGCGAUUCCGACCACCCCCUGUGGACGAAACCAUCAAGAGUCUACUGGGAACCUUUCGCCGGGGACACGUGACCACGGUGAGCGGAGGAGCCGCGCGCUCUACCUUUAUGCAGCGGGUGCACGACAAUGCCGCGCUGCGCGCUGGCAUAGCGAAGAGAGUCGCGGAUCCACGGCUAAGAUUGAAACCACAGCCAGGCCUCGGCGACGAUCUUCUCCGAGAAUUUCGAGACGAAAUGGCGGCGCAACGGGCGGCCAAGCUGAAGGAAGAGCAGGCAGGAAGUGGAAUUAUGUUAACCUUCGCCAAUCAAGUUGGUUCAAGAUCUUCUUCUUCAGCCCUAAUUUCCAUUGUAGGAACAAGUUCCAUUUAUUCUACAGCUACUUGCGCUUUAUUCGGUCAUAUGGUUGUAAGGAUACGCUAAGGAUAAGCCACUUUAUUUUAAAAAUAAAUUGCUGGCACCUUCUCUCAUCAUUUGAACUAUUCCUAUUUGCAGCCAACUCUUCAUCGAGUAUAGCAGAUUGUUGAGGGCCGCAUCUUGUAAUCAAAACACUUUACUUCGCGGUCACGGUCUACUGUCUAUAAUCUCGAAGUUUUGCAUGGCAUGGCAUGAGUCUCGCAUAGUCUUACAUGUACUAUCUGGGAGACUAAACUAUAUCAAGGACACGCUUUGCGCAUCAUGCGAGGACUCAGAUUUAUUACAUUGUUAGCAUGUUGUGGAAUUCUUCUGAUUCACAACUACACUAGCGCGCUAAGAAUUCUGCUACAUCAGCAGACGCUGCUCCAGCUGCAGGUGGAAGUUCGAAUGCGGGAGAAGGUGAAGAGCUUGAAGCAGGCCCAUUCCAUACGUCAGUGAAACAGAUCCUUGCGAAUGAGAUGGGAACUGAGGACUCUAGAGCAGUGAAGAUAAACAAGUACGUCUACUCCGCAGACCCAAAGUACAUCGAGGUGAAGAAUCACCUUGGCCGCUACUACAAGGUACUUUCGGCUACUUAGAAAAUACCUUCUGCGGCGGCUAUUACUUUCUUUUUGAAUGAAUACUUUAGUUCUACAUAGAAGAAGAAAAAAAAUCUUAAAUGGCCGCCCAAAUGAAAAUGGUAAGUCAAGAAUUGCGUAUUUUUGACUUCAAUCAAAUAAACGUGAUUCAGUUGAAGUACAAGAACAAAUAUGCGAGUUCCGACAGCGAGGACGAGAGUAAGAUGCCUCCGCCGGGCCUUUUCUUUCCGAAUGAGAAAUUUUUCAGCAGACUGAGAAAUAUGUUUAACGCUAUCCCCGAAAGGGAUCCCGGGAACAAUCGGAAGUUUGUGGACCGCAUGCACGCGUUUUAUCGUGCUCAGCGCGAGCUUUUUUGCCGGCCACGAGAUCUCGUUGACGAACCAAAAACACCGGAUUACCUCCUGAAUUAUGUCAUCAGUCACUGAAAGCGAAAGUUCAUUGUGUAGUAUCAGAAACCAUUACCAUUCACUUCAAUCCAUUAGGAGGGUAUCCACUAAAAAUCCAAAUCUUAAUCUUCUGAGUUUGAAAUUUCAUGGAUUUCCAUUAUGAUACCUAGUUUUCCAGAUUAUUUACAGAUAGCACGCGGAAACCAUUGUACCUCUAAUUCACACCGGAUAUGGUGCGCAGUGGCUAUCGCGCAGAGUAUAAAUCGUCCCCUGGACGAGGAUCAACAUCUCGACCAGAUUCUGCGGCAAGCUUCACCGCACUGAAGAUGGAAAAGCGACCAGGGAGGUAUCUCAAUCUGUAUGAUUUAUCUGCUCCAAGGGCCAUGGGUCGCGUUCUUUCAUGUUUGUUCUCCUUGUUGUGGUUUAUGUAGGUUUCAGGAAAUAAAGAUGCCUCGUCAUAUGAAUCUCCGCUACUUAACUAGUAUUCGGUCGUUCUUGAAUUGGAAGUUCCAGUCAGUUUUGACAGGGACAGUGCUGGAGGCCUGUUAUGACAUUCUAGCGAUGACUGAUGCGUAUGCAUACUCCAGCUCGCGGGCUCAGCUGCCGGGAUCAGCACGACCUGGCUCUGCGCGACCUCCAAGUGCACAGGAACGCACGGUCUAUUCACCGGCGAAGCGACAGAAGGCUAAUCCUCCUGGCAGAAAGUACACACGUCCAAACUUUAUGGCUUCAUUGAUAUAUAUUGAUAUCUAGGCUCUGAGUUCUAGGCUCCGUGUGUUUUCUAUCCGUUGUUAAAAGAAUUUCAUUUCCUUUGGUCUUCCUCGGUCUAUCUCAUCAAUAUUGAUAUAUGUAUCAGGGAGGGAGGCCCCCCCCUGUGGAUGAGGCGGUGGUGGCGUCCGCGCGCUAUUUUUUUCGCGGUGGUGAUAUGUACAGACUCACGGAGGGGAAGGCCUCAGAAGGCGGAGCCUGAGGCCGGCGGCUCUCCGCGUGUUCCGCGCAGGCGUCCCGACUCUUGGACCUUAUCAGAGGGACGGCCUCCAGGCUAAGAAGGCCGCCGAAGGCGGCCACGGUCGCGAGGCCUGGCCCCUUUGGCCCUCCUGUGGUGCAGCAGGUGCCAAACUCCUCCAGUGAAGACCCGCACAUAGGGCACAUCUGCCACGGCAAGGGGAUCCACCCUCGCCACCUUUGCCAGGUCUGUAGGGUACAUGCACCACGGCAAGGGGGUCCAGCCUUGCCACCUUUGCCAGGUCUGCAGGGUACACGCACCACGGCAAGGGGGUCCCGCCUUGCCACCUUGGCCACCUUCGGAGCCCUUCCACCCCCGGCCUUCGGUGCUUCAACGGCCUCACGGCUGGGCGCUCUGUAGGGUCCAGGCAAGAAGCCGGAAGGGGUCGGAGGUGGGCCCUUGGAGGCCUUCCCACCCGGCAGUCCCUCGCGAAAAAGGGUCCGGGGCUGGAGGCCCCCCUCAAAGAGUUAGAUCGGGGGGCCUCCGGCCCUGAGCCCUGGAACACAUAUGAGAGUGGGGCUGACAAGUCUCGCAUCGUAAUAAGACCGGCGGAUCACACAGGAAUGCUUUAAGAGAGAGAAUGUUUUAAAGGAAGGAAGAACGCCAAGACGAAGCUGCAUUUAAGAAGCGAUGCUUACUAUUACUUACUGUUCUAAUUGCUCGCAUUCUUUUACAUACAACUACAAGGAAGAUAGAAUAGGAACUACAACAGCAUAUUUCUAUUAUUCAUAUUUAUUUAUCAGAUAUCACCAAACUACUUACAAUUUACAAAGCCAAAGUCAGUGUGCGGCAUCUACUUGUCCGCCAUGGAUUCAAGUAGAAGUUUUUGGAAAGCUCUGCUAAUGUUUCUGCAAAGCAGCGGCCAAAUUCUGCUCUUCUAUCGUCUUCCACGACUAUGCAGCGACCCCUUUCGGCGCUCAGUACCUGCACGCCCUCGACAACAUGGGAGAGGCCGGGAAGCGGCUCUAUUGCAGGUGGAAGCACGUCAGCCUCGAGUAUUCCUUAUUCAAUUCGUUUUAGAGUAUACUUAUUUGAGCUGCUUGUUAUGAUAAAUUUAAAGAUCUCUAAUUAAGUAAUUCUUGGGUAGUAUCAUUUGCUACUUACAUCAUGAACUAGCUGCGGGUUAGCAGUUGCAUCUUUAUGUAUUCUGACAACCGCGUAGACGUAGCGUUAAGGAGCUAGGCGUAAGCUUGGAGAUUAUCAAGUAUUUAAUGGACAAUAUAUUUAUACUCAUAACCUGAAGAAGUUAUAGUUACUCAUCGAAGUUAGUAGAAGUACAUCGAUUUCGAUGUGCGAGAUAGUGUUAGUCGGCAUGAUACUCAUAGAUACUUACUUGCACUCUACUUCUUGAUCGUCAACAUCGCAAAGAGGGAAAUCUUAAUCUCGUCUAGUUAUAAAUAAAUACUUACUUAUGUCCUCCAGUGUCUCGUCCGUGGUCUGCCGUGUCGUGGUCUCAGCGCGAAUUCUCAGGUGGGAUGCGGCGACGUCCCGGCUCAGCCGGUGUGAGCCGACGAGAGAGGCCAGCCAGUGCAACUACGCGGCCAAUAGCGGCAGAGCACGAAAGAUUCAUGCCGCGACCACACAGCGCAAAGCCGCGACCACUCAGUGCCACGUCAAGCACGGUCGGUCUGAGCGCAACAAUCCGACCUCACAGUGCUACAGGAUCCUUAUGACAGAGAAGCUUCAGAUAUAUUUAUAAAUAUAUAGCUAUAUAUACAGUUUUUUCGCUCUCUUUGCAUCACAAUAGAACACUUCAAUCUACUAAGACUUAUACUUGCUUGGGUUUUGAACAGGUGGAAGCUCUAUACUUGUUGUGCUCGUCGUUUCAAGAGGCGGUCGUCGUGGAAAUCCAAAUUAUUCCGUUUGCGUCACUGUCCGCACGCGUAGGCGCAAGGGUGUGUGUGUGUGUGUGUGUGUGAGAUUGUGCGAAGUAGUAGGUAACUAAACUAUGAGCGAGGAUGUAGGGGAGUAGGACAUAAUUUUCUCUAAUGGCUGGCACCUCGCUUUUUGGAGGGUCCUCUCCACGUUCGAGUACAAGGCCACCAUCUACAAGGCCACCAUCUACAAGACCGACGAGUGCCCAAAUGCGACCACAAAGCGCACAAACGGCUGAAUUUCGAAAGCUCGCAAAUCUCACUCGACCAAGCAGCGCGAAUAGGUUCAUUUUGAUACUCAUAAUUAUGUAUCAUCGAUGUAUAUGUUCAUGUUGGGCGGAAGUGUUGUGUAGCGCAAUCUACAGUCGUUUCUUGUUGUUCGAUACUUGGAGAUUACUAUGGAGUAUGUACCGGCGUGCUACCGAUCUGCUCCCGCUCUCUCCUGGAGCUAAUUUUUGGACAACAGAACUCCCACACAAUCACGACAGCCUCCACUCUAUCGGGACGUUUCGGAGCCGCUAUCCGCUCCCCGCAGACGCGCUAGAACCGGAUGUUAGGACUCAGCAACACCUUCAAGAAUACGAAUAGUGUACCUCCUCUUUAUUUUACUAGUGAACUUAAUGCUGGCUGCUGCUCUAGGAGCAUCAUAUGUAUAGAAAUUCCUCUGCGAAGAAGCGACUCCGCAGUCUCCGAAAAUGUUUAUGAUUGCUGAAAAAACGCGCUGAUCCCUUCAUCAAUUUUGCGCUAAGAAUGAGUUCGACGAAAUGAUGAAUCUUGACACCAACCCGAAACCGGAUGGACCCUUCGAGGCAAUGGAGCGUCGCUGGCUGCAGUUCAGACAACGGGAAAUGCAACAAAAGUUAAGGAUGUCGUAUACUAGUACGUCACCUCCACUAGUGUCCUGCUGCUUUACCUUUAAGAAGUUUUGGUUUAUUUAUAAUUCCGAUUCCGUUGUACUACAUUAUAAUUGGCUACCUAGUUGUACUCGAGGUUUUGGCUUAUUGUCUUUCACCGAUAGAGAGAAGAUGAUCAACAUUUUCUGGCGGGAGAGAUACAUUUCUUACGCUUUAAAGCAAAUGCAAGCUGACGAAAUGAAAGAAGCAGUAGCAAGCUGGCGGGAGUUUCGCACGCGUGUAGAAGAGAAUACAGUGCGGAGGCAGGCGAGCAAAGCAAAACUCGAGCCACAAGGACCUGAUGUCUUCACUUUUCAUCAAGCGUAUGGCAUGUUCAUAAAUCGAUAAGCGACAUAGAUUAUCUACAGCAAACACGUGUAGAUAGUAAAAAGAGCAGAGCCAGCUCCUUGAGGUCGUUUUGCUUGGCAUCAUUUCAGUCUGAACGGAACUUCCACUUCGGUCUCUUUUCCUCCGCAUCUCCCGAGGUCUAGUGUUAUAGUUAUUUGUAGUUCCCUUUUUUCAUCAUCAUCUACAAGUGAAGUUUCUAAUAGUUGUCGAGGCAUACGCGGCCUCAGAGUGCGCCAGUUUCUCGCUCUACAACGAAGUUUGCGAUUGUCCCAGAGCGCGAUCCACGAGACCUGACGCAGCUUGAGCGCUUCGCAGUAGAGGGCGUGAUGUCGAAUGGGUAUCUGUUGAACCCCCACGAGGAGAAAAAGCAAGGUGAGGAAAGCACUGGAGCUGGAGCGUUAAGGCUUCUUGUUUUUCUUGCCGUGUUUGACUUGGUGUUGGACUACACUUACUUCAUACUCUAACUAUGUAUAGGCCUGGUACGUAGUGGGACUGGGAUCCUUAAGAGACCGGGGUCGCUCCUUGGGCUUGGGCGCCCCCUCCUUGAUAACAGCACAACCACAAGCACAGAGUAGAAACUUCAGAGAAAACAAAAAGAAAGCGACUGAAUACGAAAGCCAAAGCAUGGGCACGGAACGCCCGCCCCUUGGCGGCCGCCGUCGAGAUGAUGGAGAGGAACGAAGACCGAAGCAGCCCACGCCAUCCCGAACCCUUGCGCGCGGCAUCAAUUUGGCAUGCCACGCCAAUGAGACAGGCCGGGCGGACAUGCACGCGCGGGGGCGGGGGUGUUGCCAAUGCCGUUGGGGGCGCUCGACGUCGAUGAGCCCUCCCAAGCCCGCGCGUUCUGCUCGUCCUCGCUGGUCCCGCCCAGCUCGCCCAGACAGUUUGCCAGCUUUGGCCGCUCAGGCCCAUCCGGUCUGGCCUGGGCCGCCCACGUUCUCGCCUGGGGCUAGCUGCUCCCCCUCGGGUUUGUCCUUUGGCUCAACGAGCGGGGGCUGCCCAUUGGUCCCACCUCGGCCACCAAAAUACCAUACGACCUCCCCAAACACAGCACGAUCGACCUCCCAAACACAGCGCGACCCCCUAAGCACAGCACGGCCCCGAGAUACAACGUGGCCGCGCAAUUACAGCGCGCCCCCCGAGCAAUACACGAAGCACCAAAUGCAACACGACGACCCCCCAAGCAACCCACUAUGGCCCCCGAAACACAACACGAGCACGAGCACGGGGGCACAGCAUGACCCUCCGCACAAAUUGCGGCCAGUCAGUCCCCAAAACACAAAGGAUAAGGAAGCAGUCCCGCAGACAGCACGCGGCCCCUGAGAUAUGACUUCACCCGCCCCCUUGAAAAAAAAGGCAUGGCCUUAGGGGGCGCCACGAUUCCCCCGACGCGCCCUGCAGUGCUUCGGGGGAGUCGUGGCGUUGACGCGUCGCGCGUCUCACGCAUAGGGGAAAGCAAGUCUUCCUCUUCCCCCCCUAUGAUGGGGGGGAAGGGGAAAGGGUCGGGGCUUGCGGUCUAUACGGCGCUUGCCAGGUCUUACGGGGUAGGCCCCCCCUACCCUACCCCUUCCCCCAACAUAACCCUCCCCUAGGACCCCCUUCUCCCCCCGACAAUCCUUCCAAAAACCCUUGCCAAAUUUUUUGAUGAUUAGAACUCUUUUCAUCUUUCCACGCUGCGUCAAAAGAUGAGUGAAGUAGGUGUGCCUGCGUGUCAACAACAAUAUGCGAACAAUAUUAGAACUAGUACUAGACCAUAUGGAAUUGAAACUACAAGAACAGGGACGAUAGAAGUAGAGCAUAACAGGCAGAAUGAACUUGUUCUUGGUUUACUUAGCUCUAAGAGCCGCGGCACCAAGCGGGAAAGGCGCAUCAGACAAGAAAGGCGGCAAAGCGGAUGCCGCAAAGAAAGGUGGAGGCGAUGGUGGAGCCGUAGAUCCACUCGCGUUAGACCUGCCGAAGGGUAUAGACGGAUGGAAGACCGGUCCUGGUCUCGCGCCCUUCCCUGUAGAAGUUAUGAAGAUGAAGCUGUCCACGAAUCAUGUAGCAGUAGCGAGUUUUUCAACACAUAGCGAUGGCAUAUGAGUUGAGAAAGAACAAAUGAUUACUAGGUGGGUUCGGAUUCAGACACGACAACCAUUCUUGCUUGCUCGAAACGCCAGGGACGACCAUUCUACUUGCUUGUUACUGUGUGUGAUGAGUGCAUCCAUCGGAUAUGAAUUAUGUUCGUUCACCUUCACCUCACCAAGUGCAUCAAGUCAGCAAGCCAAAUAAAAAAGACCAUCUUCGCCCAUCUGAGCGAGGUCCAGAUCCACAGUCGAAAUGAGUAUGAGCCAGAGCCGUAUUAAUAGAUAAAUACCAUCAAUAUUGGUAAGGAAAUCAAGCCCGUCUAAGAAAAACAGUAUAUCUUGUGGAAAUAAAGACGUUAUCGUGGAAGACGUGAGGAAGACCGAAAUGCGGAGGCUCCGCAAGCUCUUGGCACCAUACUUACACGAGCCGGAGGAACCACCGAUCGAAAUCGACCACAUACACGAUCAUUCCGCAGACGCUCACGCAGAAGACCUCCAGACUUGCGUACUCAAUAACGUCUCAUUGGUCCAAUCGUCAUCAUGAUUGAUGGCAAUUUAAGUAUGCUUUUGCUUAGACUUAACGAGAAGUUGUGUAGGUAUCUACAUGACCAACUAUGCGUGGCAAGGAAGUGAAGUACUAUAGAGCUGCCCUCGUUCACCAAAAUCAUUACUUCGAUCUUCACUCAGCAAUUGUGGGCCGGCGUACAUAAAGUGCAAAGCGCAUACGCUGACGAGCGGACAGCGCAGCGAGCCGAAAUUCAAGCGUGCAAAGAUUAUGGCUAAGUACAUAUUUUCUGAUAAUUGAUCGUGUUUAAUAGAAUUUAAUCCGGUAGUAUAAUCCCGCCAAGUGUAAAGGAGAAUGAUGCCCGCCUCGAUUUUCUAGCUAUCCCUACUGAUUCGAGGGUUUACGAUCUUUCAAGUUCAACUCGGGAGUACUAUUAUAAAUAAAGCAUUUCGAUUUUGGACCAACCUAGUACCUCAAACUUGAGAUCCUAAUCCUUCUUUACAACAACCAUCAAUCAUACACUUCAAUUUAUCAACUUUCACCUACUUGUAGUGUCGUCCUCUUUGUCUCUAAAACGAAAAGCUUCAACGGAAAAACAUUUUUAUCUCGGAAGCAACGCUGACAGAAGCACUGUUGCGACCAUACGAGAGGCUUAAAAUCAGGGACGGACUCAGCCUCGCGGUUCCAACGUUGCAAUUCAACCCUUGCAUGGCCGAUCCGAUGUCGAAACUCACAGGAGGAAAGAAGAAGAAGAAGAAGAAAAAGUAG
Messenger RNA from Amoebophrya sp. A25, 9644 nucleotides. NCBI's taxonomy places the organism in Eukaryota, Dinophyceae, Syndiniales, Amoebophryaceae. The record is from the annotation of a GenBank genome assembly.